GCAUACGUGAAGAUAAGAAACCGUCGGGGAGAGAGGCGGAGGCAGUGGCAGUGAAAUGGCUUCAACCUGCUGCGUAAAUUCGCCUAUGAAUGUGAAAGCUAAUUCUCUUUCUCCUUCCUCUUCAAAUAAACCUAAGCACAUUUCCCCCACCCAUUUGAGCUUUGCUUCUAACACAGCGUCUUUCUCUCUCAAUUCACAUGAAUACCUUAGUUUCCGGACGACCUAUUUACCCAAGGCCACAAAUUUCCAGGUCAUGGCAUCAUCAGCAAAGGCAGAGCCUUUAAAGAUAAUGAUAUCAGGCGCUCCUGCUUCUGGUAAAGGUACUCAAUGUGAGCUCAUCACUAAGAAAUAUGGCUUGGUGCAUGUUGCUGCUGGAGAUUUAUUGAGGGCUGAGAUUGCUUCAGGAAGUGAGAAUGGGAAGCGAGCAAAAGAAUACAUGGAGAAAGGACAAUUGGUACCUGACGAAAUAGUUGUCAUGAUGGUAAAGGACCGCUUGUCGCAGCCAGAUUCUCUAGAAAAAGGUUGGCUUUUGGAUGGAUAUCCUAGGAGCUUAUCUCAGGCUACUGCUCUUAAGAGUUUUGGUUUCCAGCCUGAUCUUUUCAUUCUCUUAGAAGUUUCAGAAGAUAUUCUUGUUGAGAGAGUUGUUGGUCGCAGAUUAGAUCCUGUAACAGGAAAGAUAUACCACUUGAAGUACUCUCCCCCAGAAACUGAAGAAAUAGCUGCAAGGCUUACCCAACGCUUUGAUGAUACAGAAGAAAAGGUAAAGUUACGUUUGCGUACUCAUCAUCAGAAUGUGGAGGCAGUACUGUCAAUGUACGAAGAUAUAACAAUUAAGGUUAAUGGAAACGUGGCAAAGGAGGAUGUUUUUACUCAAAUUGACAAUGCCCUGACCAAACUAGUUGAGCAAAAGAAAACACCUCUGGCUGCAUAGAUGAAGGUAUCUCCGGCAACUCUCUCAAUUAUCAUACACUUGUAUUAUACAUAAUAAAUACUUGAAAAGUAAUUGCAAUUGUUGGAAACUAGCACUACAUGCGCGAAUAAUAAAUAUUCUCAAAGCGAUGAUUAAGAUUGUUUUUUUCAA
Molecule: messenger RNA, 1081 nt
Organism: Mangifera indica (mango)
Lineage: Eukaryota; Viridiplantae; Streptophyta; Magnoliopsida; Sapindales; Anacardiaceae
Product: adenylate kinase, chloroplastic
Exons: 7
Coding region: 56-931 (291 amino acids)
Biological process (GO): nucleoside triphosphate biosynthetic process
Cellular component (GO): cytoplasm
Molecular function (GO): nucleoside diphosphate kinase activity; AMP kinase activity; ATP binding
Source: RefSeq, a predicted model, not a curated record